Suillus paluster is the source of this 517-nucleotide messenger RNA. RefSeq lists its product as uncharacterized. The coding region runs from base 86 to 457 and encodes 123 amino acids. The record is from RefSeq and is a predicted model, not a curated record. Gene Ontology annotation, cellular component: ribosome; small ribosomal subunit. Lineage: Eukaryota; Fungi; Basidiomycota; Agaricomycetes; Boletales; Suillaceae. Gene Ontology annotation, biological process: translation. Gene Ontology annotation, molecular function: structural constituent of ribosome. The transcript has 4 exons.
CUGGUGUCGAAAACAAGUCGAAAAUGCUGUCUGCACUGCGAGCCUGGAGUCGAAUAUCUCAGCCAUUUCAUCACCUUCUUUGGCCAUGACACUCAAUCAGACGAUGCGGCGGAAGCGUCCGCAGAAAGCCAAAGACCCCAAGUCACCGUUACUCGAGACCUGCCCUCAGAGAAAGGGUGUCUGCUCGCAGAUUUUUAUAAUGAAACCCAAGAAACCCAACUCGGCGAAGCGGAAAGUCGCGCGUGUCAAGUUGACUACUGGGAAGACUGUCAUGGCGUACAUCCAGGGCGAGGGACAUAACUUGCAGGAGCACAGUGUGGUGACAAUCCGUGGUGGACGUGCUCAGGACUUGCCUGGUGUCCGUUAUAAGGUCGUCCGUGGAUCUUUAGACUUCGGAGGAGUAGUCAACCGUAUGACUGCACGGAGUCGAUACGGAGCCAAAAAGCCCAAGAAAUAAUAUACCUCACUAGUUAUUUGGUUUCACUAGUUUGCCAACAGCAACCUAAACCUAGAAUUC